This is a messenger RNA of Phragmites australis (common reed), 2003 nucleotides long. RefSeq names its product ATP-dependent helicase hrq1-like. Gene Ontology annotation, molecular function: nucleic acid binding; ATP binding. The record is from RefSeq and is a predicted model, not a curated record. The transcript is spliced from 7 exons. Lineage: Eukaryota; Viridiplantae; Streptophyta; Magnoliopsida; Poales; Poaceae. The coding region runs from base 455 to 1552 and encodes 365 amino acids.
UCCACCCGACAACCCUGGCCGGAGCACGAGUCCGAGACGAGACGGCCGCGCAACCGCCGCCCGCAGCCCCUUCCUCGCGCGGCGCGCGCCAAAACUAGCCACCAGCCGGGGCCCGAACCGCAACCCUACCCCGCUCGGCUGCUCCCUCUCCCAGCCCGCACUUGCCGCGGCGGCGGUCUCUGGUCGCUCGCGAGGCCCUGAUGGCGCGUGAGGAGAGGGAGGUCCAGGUCCGGGCCCUCGACGGGCGGUCCACGGCCGUCAUGAUCACCGCCGACGCCUCCGUCCGGGACCUCAAAGCCGCGCUCAGGAGCUCGUUCCCUCCCGCGCAGGUCUCCCUCAGCUUCCACCUCUUCCUCAAGGGUGCUAAAUUGCGCUUACACGUCGAGAUUGGCAGCCUUGUCAUCGGUGAUGGAGAAUUCAUUGUUCUCGUUCCCUUUACAAGGACGCCACAGCAAUGUUAUUCAGUCCGCGUAGGUCAAGAGCAGGGCGUCAAUCCAUAAAGGCACCAGAAGUGUCAGCUACGGCUAAUUCAGCAUGGCAAGACAUUAUGGAUGACCUGUCAUCUAUCCCAACCAGCCCACAAUUUGAUGCUGCAUCAAAAGAUUUUUACUCCUCAAGCAUCCCGUGCUCUGGGAGGCUUGUAGAGGAUAUGCCAACAUGCCAAGGCUCCUCAACUGGGUCUUCAAGGAAAAGGAGAAAAAAUUGCAAAGAAAAUGGAAAUGGCUCCCCAGAAACGCUUUCGUAUGGAGCGAAUGGUACAUCUGAGCAGUGCAACAUAAGGAAGAAAAGCGGGGUGGUCAAAUCUGCUGCGUUGUCGUGUCAUGAUAUGCAACUGUUAGAACCUGCUGGAAUGGUUGAACAUCUGAAACAAGGACUUGGAAAGGAGGGACAGAUGGUACAUACCGAAGAGGUACCAUCUAGAGAGGCAUCAUAUGUGGAACUUCCUUGUCAUCUUUCAGAAGCUAUGAGAGAAGCACUAAAGAGUAUUGGAAUAUCUGGGUUGUAUAGCCACCAGUCUCAAGCCAUAGAAUCCUCCAUUUCUGGGAAGCAUGUUGUGAUUGCAACUUCAACAUCAAGUGGAAAGUCUUUGUGUUACAACAUUCCUGUUCUUGAAUCUCUCUCUCAAGACCUGAUGGCAUGUGCUCUGUAUAUAUUUCCAACAAAGGCUUUAGCUCAAGAUCAGUUGAGGACUUUACUAGAGAUGAAGAAUGCAUUUCAUAUUAAUAUUGAUGUGAAAAUAUAUGAUGGUGAUACUCCUAGAGAAGGUCGUUUGUGGAUUAGGGAUAAUGCCCGACUGGAACUGGCCAAUUUGAAUGAGGUGGAGUUGAUUCAGAAUGAUGGAAGUCCUUGUGGUUCCAAGUACUUUCUCUCGUGGAACCCCCCACUACAUAUGACAAAGGAAGGAAGUUCAAAAGGUAGUUCAGUAACUAGACGCUCAAGGUAUAGUGAUAUACACUCCCCUUUACCCUUUUAUAGUUAUGUUACUGGUACCUUUUCUUUUCAUUAUAACUUUACGUUCACAUUGGGUUUUGAUCUAUGUAUGGGUGUUUGAUCACUGAUGCCAUAUAGCUGUUUUCCUAGUUUCAUUUCUCAAGUGGUUAAAAGUAUAGUAUUUGCUAUUAAAAGUUGUACUAUUGUCUAUCUUUGGACAGACAACAUGGCUUAUGAAUCAUAGAAUCAGAAUGAAGUUUUACUUUAGUGCACCACGUUACUUGAGAUUCUCAUAAAACAAAAACAUUGUUACUUGUGGUUUAAUUUUUUAGUCAGAGGACAUAUUGGUUAACUGCGACACCAUUAUUUUCGAGUACUACGUUAUGAUACUUAAGUGCCAUAUUAACGAGUACUAAGUAAUUUUUCUUUCCUAUGGUGCUCUGAUAUAGGCGCAAUAGAGUAUGAGAUCAAGUUAGGAGAUAUGCUACCUUUUAAGUUAGGAGAUAUGCUACCUUUUUAAUUAGGAGACAAGUUUGCUAGUUUUGUAUUUUAUUUGUUUAGAGAUAAGAUUA